Messenger RNA from Bipolaris maydis ATCC 48331, 1101 nucleotides. RefSeq lists its product as uncharacterized. The record is from RefSeq and is a predicted model, not a curated record. NCBI's taxonomy places the organism in Eukaryota, Fungi, Ascomycota, Dothideomycetes, Pleosporales, Pleosporaceae.
AUGGCCUCGCACGUCCAUGCCACAGCCGUUAUAUACCGCAUCGCCUGCAUUCCUGGGGACGGCGUCGGCCCCGAGGUCGUAGAAGCCGGUGUCCGUGUGCUGAACACACUAUCCUCUACCCUUGGAACCUUUGGACUCCACUUUACUACUUUUGACUGGGGCGCCACAUGUCUGUUCAGCGAGGGCGAAUGUAUGCCCUCGAACGGACCCGACGAGCUUAAGGAUUACGACGCCAUCUACUUUGGCAUUGUGGGUCAGCACGGCGUCCCAGAUGAGUUCUUGCUGACUUCUUUGAUCCUGCCCAUACGCAAGUCGCUAGAUCAUCAUGUCAACGUGCGACCUAAGCGCAUUCUCCCGGGCACGACCUCUCCAUUGAUAGGUUGCAUACCUACCAACCUCGACUGGAUCAUCAUCCGUGAGAAUAGCGAAGGCGACUAUUCGGCCCAGGGUGGUGUCCUUCAUGAAGAUGGUCCACACGCAGUAGCUACCGAAGUGAGUAUCUUCACCAAGGUCGGUACCGAGCGGGUCAUGAGAUAUGCAUUUGAGAUAGCCAGGUCGCGACCACGGAAGAAAUUGACCAUGGUGACCAAGAUGAAUGUCCACAAUCAUGGCAUGGCGCUCUGGGACAAAGUUUUUGACGAGGUUGCAAAAGAGUAUGAGGACGUGCAGAGUGACAUCAUGCUUGUCGAAGCAAUGCCGACCCGCAUGACUCUGUAUCCCUCGGCCUUCGACACAAUCGUCGCUACCAAUUUGCAUGCAAAUAUCCUGUCAAAUCUUGCAGCGGCGCUCAGCGGAUCAACUGGCAUAACUCCUUCAUGUCAUCUUGACCCUUCACGUAAGAAUCCAAGCUUAUUUGCGCCGACUCAUGGUUGUGCACCUGGCAAUGCUGGAAGAGGCAUCGCCAACCCCAUUGGAGCGAUUUGGAGUGCUGCCGAGAUGGUGCGAUGGAUUGACGAGGACAAGGCAGCCGAUGUACUGAUCAAGGCUAUCGAAAACGUCACUGGACGUGGUAUAAAGACCACGGACCUUGGUGGGAAUGAGACCACCGAAGGUGUGACUGAUGCUAUGUGCGCCGAAGUCGAGAGGCUCCUGAAAGCAUGA